AUGGGCAAGAGUAAGAGGAACAAGGGCGGUCGAGGUGGUGGUGGUGCCGAUGACCAGCUUGACGGUGGCAGCGAUGCCGAUAGCGUGACCUCCAUGUCCACUGGGCUGUCUGACAUUCAGCCCGCGCAGACCACCGAGCAUGUUAGCUCGCAGGAAUUCGUUCUUGACAAGUACAUCGACGCUCUCGACGAGAAGAGGGGAUCCACGAGAGAGGAAGCACUGGGCGCUCUUAUUGAUGCUUUUGAAAGUUUUGUGCUUCUUGGUUUAGUGGAAAACAAAUAUGUCACACUAUUGAGCCAGUUGACCAAUUCAAUUAAAAAGGGAUCUACAAAGGAGAUGUGUCUGGCUUGUCGCUGCAUUGGCUUACUGGCAAUUACACUAGGUGCUGGAAGUAGUUCGCACGAAAUAAUGGAUGAGGCGCAUCCACAACUUUUGAGAGUUCUCCAAACUUGGCCUGAUACACCAAAGAUGAUCUCCGCACUUGAUUGCUUAGCAGUUGUCACAUUUGUUGGGGCAACUGAUCUUGCUGAAACCAAGCUAUCUCUGAAAGCCAUCUGGGAUGUGAUCCAUCCAAAAUCAGGAUCAAAUGUUGGCAUUGCCAGAAAACCAAAGCCUCCUUUGUUAGCAGCUGCUGUAUCUGCAUGGGCAUUUCUUUUAACAACUGUUGGUUCAUCUAGGAGAAAUACUGAUUCUUGGAAAGAGCCAAUUACAUUUCUCUGUAGUCUUCUAGAAGCAGAGGAUCGUGCUUUGCGGAUUGCUGCUGGUGAAGCAUUAGCUCUGUGUUUUGAGCUAAAACUGCUUGAUGUUUCCUCUAGUGAUGAAGCUGAUGUCGACAGUGACGCUAGAGAGACCAGUGGUUCUAAACAUCAACUUUUCUUGAAUAUGCAAGCAUUGAAGGCCAAAAUAUCUGGUCUAGUCUAUAGUCUCUCUAUGGAGGCUGGGGGCAGAGGUGCUGACAAAAAAAAUCUUAAUGAUCAGAGAGACUUGUUCCAACGAAUCUCAGAUUUUAUUAAGAGUGGUGAGUGCCCUGAAGAAUCACUUAGGAUUUCAGGCAAGAAUGGCAUUUUAAGAGUUACAUCAUGGCGUGAAUCAAUACAGUUGAACUAUAUGAAGCGGUUUCUUGGGCGAGGAUUCCUGAAGCAUUCACAGGACAAUAAUUUGCUGCAUGAGAUAUUUGACAUCAAAAUUGAUCGUACUGAAAACAUGUCAACCACCGAAAAGAAAAUGUUUAGAUCUGAAGAAGAGAAGGGAAGAGCUCUGAAGUUGAAUAAAGAGCGUCGUCUAGCUCAGCUGGACCAUAGUAGUUGGACAAGGAUUGGAAAUUCUCAAGAGUCCAAAAUCUUUAUUGGAAAUUAUGUAACAUCUUUGAUUAUCCGCUUGAGUCGUAGUGCGAGAAUGUGA
Messenger RNA from Miscanthus lutarioriparius, 1401 nucleotides. Lineage: Eukaryota; Viridiplantae; Streptophyta; Magnoliopsida; Poales; Poaceae. The record is from the annotation of a GenBank genome assembly.